AUGGCGGCCCUGACUUUCCCCACGACGGCUUUCUGCUUGCAGGGCACCUUCGCGCCCGACAACGGGCAAGUCUUAGCCAGGGCUUCCAUCGGCAACUUGGGUCUGCUGGCGGACACGAAGCUCUUGGACCCUUUGUUGCGCCUAGUGCGGGCAGGCUGCGAUGGAGCUGAGCUGUCGGAGUUGACCCCCAUCUUUGCCUGGCUAGACCUCUCCUGCAUGAUAGUUUUGUUUCUCUACUUGGUAAGAUUCCGCUUCAUCGAGAUCCCGCGGCAAGCGAAGUUGGAUGACCUCGAGAGUGUUUCCGUGCAGGACUUUUCGGUUGUCAUCGACAACCUGCCCCCAAGAAUCGAGUACCAGGCCGAGGACUACGAGAGUCUUCUGAAAAGCCACCUGGAGGAGCGGAUGAAGGCUCUUCAGGGCUCUGGGAAGCCCGAGCCUGUGGCGCCUGCAGUGGCGGACAUCACACUGGUGCGAGACUUCUCUGGGAGGCUGGAGACUCUGAAAGCUCGCGGUCGCACGUUGCAGAGCAUCGAUGUUGCCAAAGCUUAUGGCAAAGACCAGGCGAUCUUCAAAGCCGAGAAGAAGCUGGCAAAACUGGACCGGCGAUUGCAGGUUCAUUUGGCACCUGACAGCGAGCUUCCAGUCAUCCGCGCCUACGUGAUUCUGAACCGAACCACAGACAAGAACUGCCUUCUGGAGGAUUACCGGCUUGACAACUUCGCCUUACUUCGCUGGUUUCAGCCUGCGUCGAAGCGCUUCCACGGGGCGGCGCUGCAAAUUCGCGAGGCCCCCCAGCCGUCGGAUCUCCUCUGGGAGAACCAGGACACGCCCUUUCGGAGUCGACUGCUCAGGCAGCUUUGUGUCGUUGUGACUUUUGUCCUCAUCCUGGCGUUCUCGGUUGUGUUGAUCUACGUGGCCACCGUUGUCGGCAAAAGAGAAGCGGGUUCGCAACUGAGCUAUAUAGGCAACGAGCAGUGUGAUCCUCAAAGGAUGUACUCCUCUGCGCCAUCAGAUGGUCACGUCUGCAUCGUGAGUGUCGCAAGCAACUGGACCAUGGACUUCGCCGUCUCGCGGGGCGGCAGCAUGUUAAACUGUUGGUGCGAGUCUCAAGGCUACAGCAAGCUGGUGGAAAGUGCAGCGCUCGUGAGCGCGUGUGAGCCCUGGUUCUUGAACGCAGCAAGAGGGAUCGGCAUCAUGCAGGCCGCCUCCGUGUUUGUUAUUGUCAUUAACAUGGUCCUUCAGAUGGCUUUGAGGGCCAUGGCCCAAUUUGAGCGACCUCUGUCGUUGACUGCCUUAUACAAGUCCAUGAUGGAGAAGAUUUUCAUCGCACAGACACUGAACACGGGUUUCGUAUUGUUUGUUGUCAACAUGCACGGCCCGCAAAGUCUCCGAGAUGUGAUGCGGGCCAUCCCGCUAAUCGGCAGCGCGCUGUUUGCAGGACCCUUUGACGACUUGACACGGGCUUGGUACGUUGAUGUGGGUGCAACCAUCACAACCAAUAUGUUAAUUAACAUGGUCGUCCCGCCUGCAAUUACCAUCUUGAACAUCUUCAAGACAUGGCUGAUGCGACGGUUCAAGAGAGGUAGAGUCAAGCACCACUCGGAGCUCAUCACGUUAUACACCAACCCUGAGUUUGACAUCAAGGUAAAGUACGCCCAGAUGCUCACGACAGUUUUCGUGUCGCUGACAUAUUCGGCCGGGAUGCCUUUGCUCUAUCUCUUCGCCUUUGGCUACAUGUGUUCCAUGUAUUGGGCGGACAAGGUGUCGCUUCUGUGGUGCUCCAAGCGGCCUCCUUCCUACGAUGCCCUUCUGCCGAAGGAGGCCUCGGAAAAGUUGCUCUACGCCGUCGCCCUCCACUGCUUCUUUGCAGUUUUAAUGUAUGGGCAAGCCUGCGUCUUUCCCUCCAAUCCGGCAGGGGGUGAUAUCGGAAAGCUCCUGGAAGAGAAGGGCGCGGCGGUCUUGAGCACCUCCAGGGCUGGUGGCCGAGAUUAA
Symbiodinium sp. CCMP2456 is the source of this 1992-nucleotide messenger RNA. The record is from the annotation of a GenBank genome assembly. Lineage: Eukaryota; Dinophyceae; Suessiales; Symbiodiniaceae.